AUGUGCACUAUUAUUGAUUAUCCAUCUAAACCAAAUGAGAAUAAAAGAAACACUAAAUUAAAAGGCAAAGUAACAAAAGCACUGCUGAAGACCAGGAGUGGGGAGUUCGAACUGGAAAGCAUACAUUCCAUUAAUUUGAGAGAAUUAGGUAUUUCUGAUCUUGGAUGCAUAGGCGAGUGUACUGGAUUGGAGCGAGCGAAUUUAUCAAGAAAUGAUAUAACAAAGCUUACCAAACUAGCAGGGCUUACCAACUUGACAACCCUAAAUCUUUCUGCUAAUAGAAUAAUAUCUCUAGAAGGAUUACAGACUCUAGAAAAUCUACAGUCACUUAAUCUAGCUGGUAAUCUAAUUGGUGGUGUUGAAAACUUCCGGUGUUUAACAGGUUUAGAAAAGCUAGAAAUUCUUACAGUUAAUGACAAAGCAUUGUCCAACCCUUUCUGCAUCAACCAUGGAUACAAAAAAGAUAUAUCAAAAAUGCUUCCAAGGUUGCGAACCAUUGAUGGAGAGCGUGUACAUGGUCGAGGGAGUGAAGUGUUUGAAAUGUGCAAGGACAUUGAAGAAGCCUUAGAAAUGAGGUCAAACAACAGCAAAGACACAAAAAUUAUCAAGGCAGAGGAAUGGCUCCCAGAGAACUUCUGGACAUUUUCAUCAAAAAAAUUUGACCAAACAAACUUAGCUGAUGCAGAUGAUCAACUGCAAGGUCUUUUGUACUCCUGCCAGCUGCUGAGUGAAAAGGCUGAUACUGCCUUAAGUUCAUUGCCAUCUACACAAUCAACUAGCUCCAGUGGAGACCAUUCUUGA
Molecule: messenger RNA, 801 nt
Organism: Ylistrum balloti
Lineage: Eukaryota; Metazoa; Mollusca; Bivalvia; Pectinida; Pectinidae
Product: leucine-rich repeat-containing protein 61-like
Exons: 8
Coding region: 1-801 (266 amino acids)
Biological process (GO): outer dynein arm assembly
Cellular component (GO): cytoplasm
Molecular function (GO): protein binding
Source: RefSeq, a predicted model, not a curated record